CCUGCUCAAUGGGCCAGCUCUGCGGCAAAGAAGACCACUUCGACUCUGUCGGGGCCGGCCAACGCCUCGGCUCGUCCUCGUCCACCGCCGCGCCGCCGACGUCCCACCCCACCUCGGCUCCCUCGGCGGCCGGCACCCCUGGGGCGGGCAGCGCACGGGGCAAGAGCGCGUCGACGAGCCCGCCACAGCGACUGGGCGGGCAGGCCGGUGCGACAGAGUCGGCAGACGCGCGCGAGCGGAGGGAGGCGAUGCUGAGGGCGGCCGAGGAGCGGACCAAGAAGUCUACGACGCGCGGCACGCCGGCAGGGGGCAAACUCGCGAGCCAGCUGGCGAGCCAAGGCCGGGACGGCGGACGGGCGCAGGAGGCGAGGCUCGAGGCAGAGCAGCGAGGGGAACGGCUCGUGUGGGACUGAGCCGGUGCUCCUCUUCCUCGAAGCUCUCUCGCGUUCGCGUGUGCAAUCCAGGUCUCGUUCAGUGCAU
Molecule: messenger RNA, 480 nt
Organism: Rhodotorula graminis WP1
Lineage: Eukaryota; Fungi; Basidiomycota; Microbotryomycetes; Sporidiobolales; Sporidiobolaceae
Exons: 3
Source: RefSeq, a predicted model, not a curated record